Molecule: messenger RNA, 2372 nt
Organism: Micropterus salmoides (largemouth bass)
Lineage: Eukaryota; Metazoa; Chordata; Actinopteri; Centrarchiformes; Centrarchidae
Gene: glra4a
Product: glycine receptor, alpha 4a
Exons: 10
Coding region: 246-1730 (494 amino acids)
Biological process (GO): nervous system process; chloride transmembrane transport; regulation of membrane potential
Cellular component (GO): plasma membrane; synapse; neuron projection
Molecular function (GO): glycine binding; chloride channel activity; transmembrane signaling receptor activity
Source: RefSeq, a predicted model, not a curated record
CACUGACUGACCGACCAGUGCUGUCCUGCCGCCUGAAGCAGAAAGCCUGCUGUGUGGAUGUGUGCAGCCCUCUGGACUUGGUGGGAGGGGGAGAAGUUUCCCCAAAGACAAGCUUGGAUCACUGAGAGAGACGAUGCCUUCCACCUCUAGCCCAGUCUCACAAGCUGCUCAGUGGAUUUGCUGAUUUCGGAAAUUAUUUUCUGCAAGUUAUUCAACGGGACUGAGGAGAGAUUUUGAGCCAGAGAAUGCUCCCACAGGUCAUUCGGAUUCUGUAUGUCUUGUCUUUCUGCUUUUUCCAAGGAGGCUUUAUCAGAUUGAGCUCCUGUAAGGAGGAGAUAAAGCCCCCCGGCAGGGCAGGACCACAGCUGUCACCUUCUGACUUCCUGGACAAGCUCAUGGGGAAAACAUCAGGAUAUGAUGCCCGCAUCAGACCCAACUUCAAAGGCCCACCUGUGAAUGUCACCUGUAAUAUUUUCAUCAACAGCUUUGGGUCGAUCACAGAAACUACAAUGGACUACAGGCUCAAUGUAUUUCUACGGCAAAACUGGAAUGACCCUCGUCUGGCGUACAGCGAAUACCCAGAUGAUUCCCUUGAUCUGGAUCCAUCCAUGUUGGACUCCAUCUGGAAACCUGAUUUAUUCUUUGCAAACGAGAAAGGAGCUAAUUUCCACGAGGUCACAACUGAUAACAAGCUGCUGCGGAUUUUCCAAGAUGGCAGCGUUCUGUACAGCAUCAGGCUGACUCUUACCCUGUCCUGCCCUAUGGACUUGAAGAAUUUCCCUAUGGACAUUCAGACCUGUACCAUGCAGCUUGAAAGCUUUGGUUACACCAUGAAUGACUUGAUCUUUGAGUGGCUUUCUGAGAACCCUGUUCAGGUGGCUGAUGAUCUCACCCUCCCCCAGUUUGUGCUAAAAGAGGAGAAGGAUUUGGGCUACUGCACUAAGCAUUACAACACAGGUAAAUUCACCUGCAUUGAGGUGAAGUUCCACCUCGAACGUCAAAUGGGUUACUACUUGAUCCAGAUGUACAUCCCUUCCCUCCUCAUCGUCAUCCUCUCAUGGGUGUCUUUCUGGAUAAACAUGGACGCUGCGCCAGCCAGAGUGGGUCUGGGUAUUACCACUGUACUGACCAUGACCACGCAGAGCUCUGGUUCAAGGGCCUCACUGCCCAAGGUAUCCUAUGUGAAGGCCAUUGACAUUUGGAUGGCGGUGUGCCUUCUGUUUGUGUUUGCUGCCCUGCUGGAAUACGCAGCAGUUAACUUUGUCUCAAGGCAACACAAGGAGUUUAUCAGGCUGAGGAAAAAGCAGCGGCAGCAAAGAAUAGUAAGUGUGUUUGCCAGUCAGCCUGGGAGUGUUGAGUCGUUGCGGAAAGCGAAUGACAUCCCUGGUAACAACUCAGCCUACAAGAAUCUGAAUCAGCACUGCAGCGUCUGUGCCAGGGAGGAGGAACUGGUGAGGGAGAGCCGUGGUUUUUACUUUCGGGGUUAUGGACUGGGUCAUACCCUGCAGACGAAGGAUGGUACCACUGUGGAAGGGGCCACUGUGUUCACCCCCCCACCUCCGGUUUCCAUAUACAGCGGAGAGGUACUUCACAAGCGUUUUGUGGACCGGGCCAAGCGCAUUGACACCAUAUCCAGAGCCUUCUUUCCCUUAAGCUUCCUCAUAUUCAACAUCUUCUACUGGAUCACCUAUAAAGUGCUGCGACACGAGGAUAUCCAUGCAAAUUUGUAAAACGCUCUGUGCCGGCUUCAUGCUAAAUUUUAGUUUUUUUUCUCAGAACCAAAACUGCCUGUCAGAUCUACAUUACAAUGAGGAAAUGUGUCAAGAGGCAUAUCUGCUUCUAAAAACUGUGUGCUCAGGUGCGUCUUCAGGAUCUCAGACGAAGAGUGAUUAAGCUAAAAGACAAGGUUAAGCUGUGUGGAUUCAGGCUGGUGUUGUUUGUGAUUGCCCUCUGGUUUCUGUCUUGGUUUGAUUCGUCUGGAUUACAACAGAGACAAAACACUGCUGGUACUUGUGGGUUCAUGACUUUUGUUUGAGAUUAUAAGAGUUCAGAGAGGUUGACGUUGAUCCUGGCUGAAUGAGACAUACUGACUUGAAUUUUGACACUAGGCAUCUUUGAAUGAAUGUUUUUGAAAAUUCAAAAGAUAAUGUUUUUUUUAGCUUUACCUUUUUGAUUAUCAGAUCGGUACCGGGGGGUGGGGGGUGAGGGUCUUUGAUAUUUAAUAAUAUUCAAUAAGUGGUAAUAAUUCAAAUUAUAUAUAAAGUGUACAAAGUGUAUAUAAACAAAGCUCUUCAUUAAACUACACAAAGCACAAAUAUGUAUUUCCUUUUGUCUAAAUUGAAAUAAAUUGUUAUUCUGCCAGGAAACAAGAA